Mercenaria mercenaria is the source of this 6446-nucleotide messenger RNA. RefSeq names its product probable methyltransferase-like protein 24. NCBI's taxonomy places the organism in Eukaryota, Metazoa, Mollusca, Bivalvia, Venerida, Veneridae. The transcript is spliced from 6 exons. The record is from RefSeq and is a predicted model, not a curated record. The coding region runs from base 155 to 1036 and encodes 293 amino acids.
AUGUAAACUUCCGGUUUGACAAGUGUAUUUCUUUCCAUCUAAAUUUGUCUGUGUACUUUUGACUUCCUCUUAAAAUAAGUCCGUAAGCUGACAUUUGUAUAAGAAUUGUUGCAGUAUUUUCUAUGCUCGAAUAUUAUCUUCUGAAACUUUGUAAAUGUUCACGGAAGAAAAUGAAUCGCGAAAAGUGAUGACACGUUCUUGUAAGACCUUAGCAAACGCCGCUUUUGGGACGUUGCUGCUAUUGUCUAUUCUGUUAUUACUGUACGUAAUAGGACUACUUCCCAUGAAACCUAGCUGGGAAGAUGAGAAGGUUAAAGAAACAGUUUUACCAACAAUUCCAGAACUGAAACAACUUUCUCAUAGAGAACUUGCACAACUUUAUCACAGUUAUAUUAAUCAAGCACAGGUGCUAUGUAGACAUAUUGUACGUAUUGGUAACCUUGGUGACGGGGGAUGGGAGAUCUGUGAGGAUCAAGAAUUCAGGCCUAGUCCACCAUGCCUUGUGUAUUCAUUCGGGAUUAAUGAUGACUUUAGUUUUGAUGAUCAUAUGGCAGAUAGGUUCAAUUGUAUGGUGCACUCAUUUGAUCCCAGCAUGAAGAACACAUCAGAAGGCGCCAGGAGACACAAACAGUGGUUCUACCAUACAGGUUUGGCAGAACAAACAAAAACACUGAGAAAUGGAUGGAAAGUUUCAACACUGAAUGAUAUACUUGUUCAACAAGGUCAUACAAAGGACAAAAUUGACAUUCUGAAGAUUGACACUGAAAAGUUUGAGUGGCAAACUUUAAUACAGAUCUUUGAGUCUGGAGGAAUUGAAAAUGUUAAACAGUUACUGAUCGAGUUGCAUGUAGCAAUAGUUGGGGAGCCUGAAAGGUUGGAGUAUAUACAGGGCCUCGGAGUGCUCAAGAUGUUAUAUGAUCAUGGAUUCCGAAUUUUUUAUUCCCACAGGAACUUGUGGUGUAAAUAUUUAUCACAGUUCGAAGGAAUUGAAGAGAUUGGGUGCCAUGAAGUUUCUUUUGUAUACAUUCCUCAAUGAAAAUAUUGUAUAUAUUACAUAUCCAGUAUAUAUUACAUAUCCACGAAAAUUGAUGCCAUUGGUGUGUUCAGUUGAUGUUUACAUAUUCAUGGUACAUGAGGCAGGAGUUAUUUUGGAAAUGUUUACAAUCGCUGACUGAAUGAAUUUUCCCCUAUGUGUUUAGAGCUUGUUAAGGUUGUUGAAUUCUUUCCUGUGAGAAAACGAUGUCGACUUGUGGAAGGUUAUCUACUCUACUAAUGUACCUGCCAGGACCCUGAAAUAAUGCCUGGAGGGGCACCUCCAUUUGUAUGAAAGUUGCCAUAUGACCUACACUGUGUCAGCAUGACUAAAUAAAAUUCAGUACAUAUCUGUAGUGUGUGGUUAAAAGAACUAGUGCUAGAUUUAUCUAAGAGUCCUGAAAUCUCGAAGCAGGUUUAUAUAGUUUGCUUCUGCAGUACCAUUUCCACACUGAAGCAACUGUCUUUCAUCUUGCAUAAUCUGUUCUGAUUGUAACAGUGAAUUUAAGUUACAUUGCUCCCCCGAGUCCUCCAUGGCUGAAUGGUUAUUGCCACUGAGUGAAUCACUUGCCCCACACAGCUGUGGGUUCAAAACCUCACUUGGGGUGUAGAAUUAGCCAUCCAGCUGGUUUAUGGAAGGUUGGUGGUUCAACCCAGGUGCUUGCCCACAUUUGCAAUAAUUAAUACACAGAAGGGCACAUGGGGUCUUCCCCAUCCAUCUAAAGUUGGGAAAUUAUAUGACCUGUAAUUGUCAGUGUGAUGUUUAACUAGCUAAUCCAUGGCUGUGAUUAUUUCAACAACAACAUAAAAAUUGUUCUCUUUCAUUUUCUGAGAAAUGUAUUGUUUUUGUAGUCAGAAGCAGCUUACUGUUAUGAAUAGUAUUUAACCCUUACCCUGCUAAAUUUCUAUAAUGAACUUGUCCAUUUUACAAUUUGGACAGUACCAUUAACUGUUGAAAGGGGUGCUUACCAAAAAAAUACUAACUGAAUGGCAAACAGUGCAGAUCAUGAUCAGACUGCACGGAUGUGCAGGCUGAUCAUGAUCUACACAGGUCGCAUAUUUAGCAUGAUAAGGGUUAAGGAAGUAAAACUGCUGAACUUGUCCAUUUUACAAUUUGGACAGUACCAUUAACUGUUGAAAGGGGUGCUUACCAAAAAAAUACUAACUGAAUGGCAAACAGUGCAGAUCAUGAUCAGACUGCACGGAUGUGCAGGCUGAUCAUGAUCUACACAGGUCACAUAUUUAGCAUGAUAAGGGUUAAGGAAGUAAAACUGCUGAGUUUUCCUGAAUAGGGCUAAACUUUCUUCAGAUAAAGCAGGUAGAAGAAAACAAGAGAUCACAGAGUGAUCUUGGCGCCCACCAAUGUGCCAUUUUUGAGUGUUCCAAAUUUCAAGACUUACUGACUAGCUCAAGGUCAAAUUUCAUUUCCGUACACAACAGUGUGCAUGUGGUCCAAAUUCGAAAGCUGUAGCUUGAGAAAUGUGAAAGUAGGUCACUAGAUCAAUUUCAAGGACGAAAUGUGAAAGUAGGUCACUAGGUCAAAAUCAAGGUCAAAUUACACUUCAGAACACAAAUUUAUGCAUGUGGUCCAAAUUUAAAGCCUGUACCUUCAACAAGAGAUCACAGAGUGAUCUUGGCGCCCACCAAUGUGCCAUUUUGGAGUGUUCCAAAUUUCAAGACUUACUGACUAGCUCAAGGUCAAAUUUCAUUUUCAUACACAACACUGUGCAUGUGGUCCAAAUUCGAAAGCUGUAGCUUGAGAAAUGUGAAAGUAGGUCACUAGAUCAAUCUUAAGGUCAAAGUUUAAUUUGGUACACAAAACUAUGCAAGUGGUCCAAAUUUGAAGGCUUAGCUUGAGAAAUGUGUAAGUAGGUCACUAGGUCAAAAUCAAGGGUCAAAUUUCACUUCAGAACACAAAUCUAUGCAUGUGGUCCAAAUCUGAAGCCUGUACCUUCAAAAAUGUGAAAGUAGGUCACUAGGUCAAUGUCAAGGUCAAAGUUUGUUUUGGUACACAAUCCUAUGCAUGUGGUCUUAAUUUGAAGCCUGUAGCUACAGAAAUGUGAAAGUAGGUCACUAGGUCAAUCUUAAGGUCAAAGUUCAUUUCGGUACACAAAACUAUGCAUGUGGUCCGAAUUUGAAGGCUGUAGCUUGAGAAAUGUGAAAGUAGGUCACUAGGUCAAAAUCAAGGUCAAAUUUUAAUUCAGAAUACAGAACUAUGCAUGUGGUCCAAAUUUGAAGCUUGUACCUUCAAAAAUGUGAAAGCAGGUCACUAGGUCAAUGUAAAGGUCAAAGUUUGUUUCGGUACAUAAAACCAUGCAUGUGGUCCAAAUUUGAAGGCUGUAGCUUGAGAAAUGAGAAAGUAGGUCACUGGGUCAAAAUCAAGGUCAGAUUUCAUUUUGGAACACAAAACUAUGCAUGUGGUCCAAAUUUGAAGACUGUACCUUCAAAAAUGUGAAAGUAGGUCACUAGGUCAAAAUCAAUGUCAAAUUUCAUUUUGAAACACGGAACUAUGCAUACGGUCCAAAUUUGAUACCUGUACCUUCAAAAAUGUGAAAGUAGGUCACUAGGUCAAAAUCAAGGUCAAAGUUUUUUCAAGUGCACAAAACUAUGCAAGUGGUCCAAAUUUGAAGGCUGUAGCUACAGAAAUGUGAAAGUAGGUCACUAGGUCAAAAUCAAGGUCAACUCAUGUCAAGGUUCAUCUUGCCACUCAAAAAUAUACAUGUCCAAAUUUGAAUGUUGUAGUUACUGACAAGAAGAUUUUAAAAGCUUUUCCCUAUAUAAGUCUAUAUGAACCAUGUGACCCCCGGGGCGGGGCCAUAUUUGACCCUAGGGGGAUAAUUUGAACAAACUUGGUAGAGAACCACUAGAUGAUGCUACAUUACAAGUAUCAAAGCCCUAGGCUUUGUGCUUUGACAAGAAGUUUUUCCCUAUGUAAGUCUAUGUAAACCAUAUGACCCCCAGGGUGGGGCCAUAUUUGACCCUAGGGGUAUAAUUUGAAUAAUCUUAGUUGAAGACCACUAGAUGAUGUCACAUACAAAAUAUCAAAGCCCUAGGCCCUGUAGUUUUGGACAAGAGGUUUUUCAAAGUUUUUCUCUAUACAAGUCUAUAUAAACCAUGUGACCCCCAGGGCGGGGCCAUAUUUGACCCCAGAGAAAUAAUUUGAAUCAUCCUGGUAGAGGACCACUAGAUAAUACUUCAUACCAAAUAUCAAAGCCCUAGGCUCUGUGGUUUUGGACAAGAAGGUUUUCAAAGUUUUUCCCUAUAUAAAUCUAUGUAAAUUAUAGAAAUAAACAAAGGGCCAUAACUCACUCAUAAAUUGUUGAACCAGUCUGAUUUUCAGGGGGACACAACUAGGGUACCAAUACAUCAUUCUGACAAAGUUUGGUCGAAAUCCCCCCAGUAGUUUCUGAGGAGAUGCGAUAACGAGAAAUUGUUAACGGACGGAAUGACGGACGGACGGACCACAGACGCAGAGUGAUUUUAAUAGCCCACCAUCUGAUGAUGGUGGGCUAAAAAUGUGAAAGUAGGUCACUAGGUCAAUGUCAAGGUCAAAGUUUGUUUCGGUACACAAUCCUAUGCAUGUGGUCUAAAUUUGAAGCCUGUAGCUACAGAAAUGUGAAAGUAGGCCACUAGGUCAAUCUUAAGGUCAAAGUUCAUUUUGGUACACAAAACUAUGCAAGUGGUCCAAAUUUGAAGGCUGUAGCUUGAGAAAUUUGAAAGUAGGUCACUAGGUCAAAAUCAAGGUCAAAUUUUAUUUCAGAACACAGAACUAUGCAUGUGUUCCAAAUUUGAAGCCUGUACCUUCAAAAAUGUGAAAGUAGGUCACUAGGUCAAUGUAAAGGUCAAAGUUUGUUUCGGUACACAAAACUAUGCAUGUGGUCCAAAUUUGAAGGCUGUAGCUUGAGAAAUGUGAAAGUAGGUCAGUAGGUCAAAAUCAAGGUCAAAUUCCAUUUCAGAACACGAAACUAUGCAUGUGGUCCAAAUUUGAAGCCUGUACCUUCAAAAAUGUGAAAGUAGGUCACUAGGUCAAUGUCAAGGUCAAAGUUUGUUUCAGUGCACAAAGCUAUGCAUGUGGUCCAAAUUUGAAGGCAGUAGCUACAGAAAUGUGAAAGUAGGUCACUAGGUCAAAAUCAAGGUCAACUCAUGUCAAGGUUCAUCUUGCCACUCAAAACCAUACAUGUGGUCCAAAUUUGAAUGUUGUAGGUUAUUGACAAGAUUUUAAAAUCUUUUCCCUAUAUAAGUCUAUAUGAACCAUGUGACCCCCCAGGGCGGGGCCAUAUUUGACCCUAGGGGGAUAAUUUGAACAAACUUGGUAGAGAACCACUAGAGGAUGCUACAUUACAAAUGCCAAAGCCCUAGGCUUUGUGGUUUGGACUAGAAGAUUUUCAAAGUUUUUCCCUAUAUAAGUCUAUGUAAACCAUGUGACCCCUGGGGCGGGGCCAUAUUUGACCCUUGGGGGAUAAUUUGAACAAUCUUAGUAGAAGACCACUAGAUGAUGUCAUAUACAAAAUAUCAAAGCCCUAGGCCCUGUGGUUUUGAACAAGAGGUUUUUCAAAGUUUUUCCCUAUAUAAGUCUAUAUAAACCAUGUGACCCCCGGGGCGGGGCCAUAUUAGACCCCAAGGAAAUAAUUUGAAUCAUCUUGGUAGAGGACCACUAGAUGAUGCUUCAUACCAAAUAUCAAAGCCCUAGGCUCUGUGGUUUUGGACAAGAAGAUUUUCAAAGUUUUCCCUAUAUAAAUCUAUGUAAAUUAUAGAAAUAAACAAAGGGCCAUAACUCACUAAAAAAUUGUUGAACCAGUCUGAUUUUCAGGGGGACACAACUAGGGUACCAAUACAUCAUUCUGACAAAGUUUGGUUAAAAUCCCCCCAGUAGUUUCUGAGGAGAUGCGAUAACGAGAAAUUGUUAACGGACGGAAGGACGGACGGACGGAAGGACGACGGACCACGGACGCAGAGUGAUUUGAAUAGCCCACCAUCUGAUGAUGGUGGGCUAAUAAAGAUCGAAUAAUGAAGGAAUUUGGUUUGCGGGGAAAUUUGUUUUUAAUAUCAGGAAACCAUGUGUAGGUUAUUGGUAUUUUCACCUCUUUGCAAUACUAAUGUAUCUUCCUUUUCAUUAUAUUUUAUGCUUGGGUGGUGUCUUUCUUUAUAACACAACACAAAUCUAUGCAAAGGAACUGUAUACUGGACAUGUGCUAUUACAUGAAUAGAAGUUUGUGCUCUUUUGUCCAUCAUUAUUGCUGCAUAUUUACUUUAAUAUAAAUCUAAUUAAUUUUUUUUAGUAAAUAGUUUGAAGAAGGGUUUUAUUUACAUGUAAAAUAUUUGGUAUACAUAUCAUGGCUGUGAUUAUUUUAUAAUAAAUUGCCUGUAUGAUAUAUUGGACAUUUUUAAAAUAUUGAUAAUAAAUGUAACAGGUU